This is a messenger RNA of Emericellopsis cladophorae, 234 nucleotides long. RefSeq lists its product as uncharacterized. The coding region runs from base 1 to 234 and encodes 77 amino acids. The record is from RefSeq and is a predicted model, not a curated record. The transcript is spliced from 2 exons. Lineage: Eukaryota; Fungi; Ascomycota; Sordariomycetes; Hypocreales; Bionectriaceae.
AUGACGACCACCAUAUCCAUACUCCACGAUGCGAUCGAACUUCAGAAGCUGCACCGGCAAGACCUGGAGAAGAUGCGGGAUAGGGUCCAGAGCCGACUGGAACUUGCCAUCGACUUGGACGGCCACUUGGAGCUGAUUCUGGCCGACAUUGACAGCGCCAUCCGAGAGUGCGAGGAGGAGAUUGAUGAACUCGAGGAGCAGAAGAAGGAAUUGGAGGCGAACAAUAGCGGAUAA